Messenger RNA from Xenopus laevis (African clawed frog), 444 nucleotides. RefSeq names its product chromosome 2 open reading frame 76 S homeolog. The transcript is spliced from 6 exons. NCBI's taxonomy places the organism in Eukaryota, Metazoa, Chordata, Amphibia, Anura, Pipidae. The record is from RefSeq and is a predicted model, not a curated record. The coding region runs from base 1 to 444 and encodes 147 amino acids.
AUGUCUGUCUCCUCCUCCUUGAAGUUCUCCCGGGUCAACAAAAUCGCCUUAUUUGUGUGCUGGGGGUGGUUACUGACUCUGUGUCUGAUUGCAGUCACUGUGCGUUUGGUUGAGCAUCGGAACUUCCACCCGAUGGUUUAUCAUGGAGUGAACCUGGAUCAGACGGUGCAGGAGUUCAUAAUGCAGAUAAGUGAUGAUAUUCCCCAAAGGUCCUCUCUGCCACAGCCAUAUAAAAAGCACUUGUACGAUACCUUGAAGGUUAUCCACCAGCCACAUGGGGCCAAGACCAAUGAAUUAGUGGUGGGACUGGAGGAUGAUGAGAGACUGAUCCUGGUACCAGAGCACACUCUGAGAGAGGCUGGUGUGGCCCAUGAGACAGAGCUGGCUUUCUUCUGCCACAAGGACUAUCAGCUCUACAAGGCAAAUCCAGUCUCCAAGUGGUGA